Molecule: messenger RNA, 4293 nt
Organism: Lineus longissimus
Lineage: Eukaryota; Metazoa; Nemertea; Pilidiophora; Heteronemertea; Lineidae
Exons: 2
Coding region: 1-4293 (1430 amino acids)
Biological process (GO): DNA integration
Molecular function (GO): nucleic acid binding; zinc ion binding
Source: RefSeq, a predicted model, not a curated record
AUGGAAAGAUUGAAGGAGCUUACCCAGUUGGGAAAAGAGAUGGGGUUAACCGCCAAGGAUUUGAAGGCAUUUGUGACGGAACAGCAAAAUGCUGAGCGAGAAGAACGGGUGUCCGAGAGGGAGAAAGAACGAGAGGAGAGAGAGGCUGAGAGGAGAGAGAAAGAGAGGGAGCAGAAGGAUCGUGAGCGUGAGGAAGAUAGGAAGGAACGAGAACUUGAGCAUCAGCGGCGGUUGGAAUUAUUACAGGAGCAACAGAAACUGGCAGUGUCAACAGCUAAGACCACCACCAGCACCACCAAAGUUACGCCAAAGACUCCGAGACUUCCCACAUUUGACGAGACAAAGGAUGACAUGGAUGCCUAUCUUCAUCGUUUUGAGCGUUAUGCAGAGGCCCAAUCGUGGGACAAAGACCAAUGGGGUGUAAAUCUUGGGGCCCUGCUGAUGGGAAAAGCAUUAGAGGUCUACUCCCGCCUCUCAUCGACUGAGGCCAUGGAUUUCCAGAAGUUGAAGGAGGCGCUGUUGGUCCGUUUUGAUUUGACCGUGGAUGGUUUUCAGAAGAGGUUUCGGUCAGCCAAGCCAGACGCAGGGGAAACCUUUGGACAGUUUACCACUCGCCUAAGGAACUAUUUAGACCGAUGGCAGGAGUUGGCGAAAGCGAGUGCAACUUUUGAGGGAAUCGUUGACCUGUUUAUGCGAGAACAGUUUCUCCGUGUCUGUGCACCAGAGUUAAAGCUAUUCUUACGGGAGAGAGUCCCAAACUCUGUCAAGGGUAUGGCAAUAUUAGCUGAUCAGUACAGAGAGGCAAGGGGAGGUAACAUCCUGAAUAUUCUUUACCGGCCUAGAGCAACGGUCGGGCCAGAUCCCAGGCAGCCUGAACAAGUAAAGCAGGUCUCUGUGAGGAACACUCCAACUGCUAACAGUGCUGGAAACAGAUCAGAUUCAUCAUUUGGUCAGAAACAGGGUAGCUUUUAUAAGGAUACGAGGAAAUGUAACUACUGUGGUAAAAUUGGUCACAUAGCCAGGUUUUGUCAUACUCGACUUGCAGCAGCAAGUAUGAGAGCUGAGGGACAGCCUACUGAGAUGGAUUCCAGCGGGGGUGAAGCCUCUGAUCAUGAGGUGUCUUACUGUAUGGGAGUGACUCCAACGACGGGUUCAGUUCUCAAUUCCGUCACUGGUGGGAACCCAACCCUCAUAUCCACAAACUGCUCAUCGUCAAUUACUCACACAGGUGGUGGCCUGAAUAGUAUGCCGGUCCACUCAGGGAAAAUUGACGGACAUCCCGCGGUGCUAAGGGUGUUGAGAGACACUGGGUGCAGUGGAGUUGUUAUUAGGAAGGACUUGGUUGAUCCGGCCCGUUACUUAGGAACGACUCAGCGAUGUACCCUCAUAGAUGGAUCGACCUUGACAGUUCCGAUGGCUGCAGUGGCCGUUGACACACCCUUCUAUAAGGGGAAGGUUGAGGCGAUGUGCAUGGAGAAGCCGUUGUAUGACAUCAUAAUUGGUAACAUCGAAGGGGCAAGGGAACCCGGAGACCCGGAUCUCGAUUGGACAGUUGCAGCGGUAUUGACUCGAGCACAGAAAAAGCGUGAGAAGAUGGAUUUGAAGCCACUUAGAGUACCGAAAAUAGUUGGUGACCUGGAAGACAAGGAAAUAUUCCGGAUCGAACAGGCAACUGAUCCUUCACUUACCAAGUUCCACCAAUAUGCAAAGGAUGGAACGCAAAAGCGGAACAAGUAUGGGGCGGUGACAUCUUACAGAUAUAAGAAAUCGCUGUUGUAUCGAAAGUUUGUUUCGCCAAGAGUGGACAAUGGAAAGGAGUAUCUUCAGCUCCUGCUGCCAGUGAAGUUCCGUGUCAAGGUGAUGUACUUGGCCCAUGACUCUCUCAUGGCAGGGCAUUUAGGCCGCAGGAAGACCUAUCAUCGAGUAUUGGACGAGUUCUACUGGCCUGGGAUACAGUCAGAAGUGACUCGUUACUGCCGUUCCUGUGACCUAUGCCAGCGCUUUAUCCCGAAGGGCAGGGUUCUAAAGGUACCACUAGGAAAGAUGCCGUUGAUGGGUUCACCUUUUGAGCGUGUGGCUCUGGUUUUGAUUGGACCCCUGUUUCCGCCAACUGACAGAGGCAACCGCUACAUCCUUACAUUCAUGGACUACGCAACCAGGUACCCGGAAGCAAUCGCACUACCUAAGAUUGAGACAGAACGGGUGGCGGAGGCUUUAGUUGAUAUUUACAGUCGACUGGGUGUGGCUGAAGAAAUACUGACCGACUUAGGUUCGCAGUUUAUCGCUGAUUUGAUGAAGGAAGUGAGCAGACUACUAUCUUUCCAGCGAACUACAACUACACCAUACCAUCCCCAGUGUAAUGGCUUAGUGGAGAAGUUCAAUGGAACGCUCAAGCAGAUGCUCAAGAAAAUUUAUGGUCACGAGGACUUGGACCAGGAGGUGAAAACUACAUACCAGUACGUGUUCGAUCUGAGGAACCGUCUGGAGGAGACAUUGAAGUUGGCACAAGACAAUCUGAAGGGGGCAGCCAAGAAACAGAAGCAGUAUUUUGACAAGCGCACUAGAGUACGCCAGAUGAGUGAGGGUGAUGAGGCGUUGGUACUGUUACCCAUUAACGCCAACAAGCUGCUGAUGCAAUGGCGAGGCCCUUACAAGGUUGUUAAGAAGAUUAAUGCCAUGGACUAUAGACUGAUGAUGGAUGGGAAAGAGAGGACCUUCCACAUAAACAUGUUGAAGCAAUAUAUUCCACGUGCACGAGAUCAAGUUGCAGUUGUAGUGGAGGAUGGAGAAGAGCAGUGCGCUGUGGUUUUAGAGAGUGUUGAGGCAGAACCCCCAGAGGUAGAGACUCAGCUACCAAGGUUAGAGGACCAAGUGGUGGACAAAGUGGGUGAAACCAUGGAAGAUGUCCACAUCUGUGGUGAUUUGAGGCCAGAACAGAUUGAGGAGGUAAAGGAGAUACUGUGUAGCUAUCAAGAUGUACUAACUGAUUCACCAGGGAGGACUACAGUGUUGAGUCAUGAUGUCCGAUUGACCACGUCAGAUCCGGUGAGAGUUCGCCCCUACCCUAUUCCAUUUAGCAUGGUUGAGGUUGUGAAGCAUGAGAUCGAGAAUAUGUUGGAUAUGGGAGUAAUCGAGCCAUGUGAUUCACCUUACUCAUCACCAGUCGUGAUCGUGAAGAAGAAAGACGGGAGCAACAGGUUUUGCAUCGACUUUCGUCGGAUAAACCAGAUCACAGUGUUCGACCCCGAGCCCAUGGCUGAUGUUGAGAGUAUUUUUGCAAAACUGGCUGGUUGUAAAUAUAUAUCCAAGUUUGACCUCUCAAAAGGUUACUGGCAGGUCCCUCUUACGGAGCAAGCGAAAGAAGUGUCAUCAUUCUCAGUGCCAUUCGGCCAUUUUCGGUUCAAAGUCAUGCCAUUCGGAAUGGUAAAUGCCCCCGCGACAUUCAAUAGACUGAUGAGGGUUGUGUUAAAGGGAGCGGAGAGUGCGGACAACUUCAUGGAUGACGUUAUGUUAGGGACGAUCCCUUGGUCUGAGCACCUAAGGGCAAUCGUGGACUUCCUCACAAGACUACGAGAUGCUGGCUUGACGGCAAGACCCUCAAAGAUAUAUAUUGGAUACUCCAGCCUAGACUGUCUUGGACAUGUAGUGGGUAAUGAUUCAUUGGCACCCAUGUUAGAUAAACUGGAGGCUAUUGAGCAGGCUCCAGUUCCAACCACGAAGAAACAGGUUCGGUCUUUCCUGGGCUUGUCUGGAUUCUACCGGAAGUUCAUACCUCAUUACUCCGAAUUGGCAUCACCACUUACGGACUUGACAAAGAAGGGACAACCAAAUAAAGUUGGAUGGUCCGAAGUUCAGGAAACAGCCUUUCGCAAGUUGAAACGGGCGCUUUGUUCAAAGCCCAUUCUGAGACUACCAGCAUUGAAUGAGAUGUUUAUUCUUCGGACAGACGCGUCUGACAAGGGACUUGGUGCUGUGCUGCUGCAAGUAGUGGAUGGCGUGAAGUUACCCAUUGCCUAUGCCAGUAAAAAGUUACUGCCCAGAGAACAGAACUAUGCAACUGUUGAGUUGGAGUGCUUAGCGGUGGUGUGGGGUGUUCACAAGUUCCACAGGUAUCUAUAUGGAGUUGAGUUCAUUUUGGAGACAGAUCACCAACCUCUGACGUUUCUGAAAAGAAACAAGGCUAGUAACAGUAGACUCAUGAGGUGGGCACUGUUGUUGCAGCCCUAUCGGUUCAAUGUGAGAGCCAUUAGGGGGGUUGACAACGUAGGAGCUGAUUACCUUAGUCGGACUUAG